Molecule: messenger RNA, 2142 nt
Organism: Diaporthe citri
Lineage: Eukaryota; Fungi; Ascomycota; Sordariomycetes; Diaporthales; Diaporthaceae
Exons: 3
Coding region: 1-2142 (713 amino acids)
Biological process (GO): protein phosphorylation; chromosome segregation
Cellular component (GO): centrosome; cytoplasm; nucleus
Molecular function (GO): protein kinase activity; ATP binding
Source: RefSeq, a predicted model, not a curated record
AUGGCGUCGGACAGCUCUGACAAGUACGAGGUCCUCGAGAAGAUCGGCCAUGGCUCCUUUGGAAUCAUCCGCAAGGUUCGCAGGAAGGACGACAGCAUGGUCCUCUGCCGCAAGGAGAUCAGCUACCUCAAGAUGUCACAGAAGGAGAGGGAACAGCUCCACGCCGAGUUCACCAUCCUCUCUUCUCUCCGCCACCCGAACAUCGUUGGAUACUACAGCCGGGAGCACCUCAAGACCACCCAGGACCUCCACAUCUACAUGGAGUACUGCGGAAAUGGCGACCUCGGUCGCGUCAUCCGAGACCUGCAGACCAAGAGUCAAUAUGCUGAAGAGGCAUUCGUCUGGAGCAUCUUUUCACAGCUCGUCACGGCCCUCUACCGGUGUCACUACGGCAUCGACCCCCCAGAGGUUGGAAAAGACGUCAUGGGGCUGGGCCCCUCUGCAAAGCCCAAGACGCCACCAGGUGGCAUGACCAUCCUGCACCGAGACCUGAAACCAGAGAACAUCUUUCUCGGCGAAGACAACUCGGUCAAGCUCGGCGACUUCGGACUGUCCAAGGUGUUGACAUCGCAACAGUUCGCGUCGACCUACGUUGGAACGCCGUUCUACAUGUCACCCGAGAUUUGUGCUGCCGAGAACUACACGCUCAAAUCAGACGUCUGGUCAUUGGGAUGCAUCAUCUACGAGCUCUGCACGAAGGAGCCUCCAUUCAACGCCAAGUCACACUACCAGUUGGUCCAAAAGAUCAAGGAGGGAAAGGUCGCACCGCUCCCAGGUGUAUAUUCGGCAGAGCUCAGCGCUGUCAUCAGGGACUGCUUGAAGGUGAACCCAGACCGGAGACCAGACACGGCAGCACUGCUCAACCUGCCGGUCGUGCGCUUGAUGCGGAAGGAGCGGGAGGUGGUUGAGAUGAGCCGCGCACUUCACAAGCGGGAGGCGGCCCUCGCUAAGAAAGAGGAGUCUGUGGACCGACGGGCGCGCGAAAUCGAAAAGAGACUACUUCGGUUGGACUCGGAAAAGAUGACCAUGAGGCAGGAGAUCGACUCGUCCCUGCGGCGGGAGUGGGAGGCGAGAGCCCGCUUGGAGAUUGACCGCCUGGUCAAUCUCGAGAUUGAACAGCUCCAGAGCAAGUACGAGGAGGAGGUGCAGGCCCGUGUGCAGGUCGAGCUGCAACAGCACAAGAAGAUGGUCUCGUUCGCGAACGAGCAGCAGCGGAUGGAGUUCAGCUCAUCAGCAGCGAAGUCCGAGUUCCCUUACUCGUCCAUUGGUGCCAGCAGCAACCAGAGCGGCUUGACUGCGGGAACAGACAUGACAGACUUGUCAGAGAUGGGCCCAGACACACCAAAGGACGAACUGAAGAAGGCGGCAAGAACCCCCUUCGUCCGCGCCGCGACCAUGUAUGCCGGCCCCCUCGGCACGCCGAUGGAUGUGGACAAUCUCUCGCCGUCCCCUUGCGCAAUCGCUUCUCUGUCCCUAUCGCCCCGGCGCAAGAACUCUGGAAAAGGCCCCUUCAUUCACCAGCCUAACAUUUUUGCGAGUGAGGAGUGGCGUAAAGUCCCCGAGAUCCCCGACAACUUCGAGUCUGAGUCGGAGGACGAAUCCGACGACACGCCAGCGUCUCCAUCGCCGACCAGAAAGGUGAAGAAGGUCCAGAGCCUCUCGCGGCCAGCAUUCCCCCACAUGAAGACCGAGCCGUCGGGGAGCCUGCUCAGGAACAAGCCGUCCCUGCCAGCACCCGCCAAGACCACCACUGGUCUGCCGCACAUGAUUUCGAAUCAGGAACUGCGAUCUCCCGGUGCCCUCCGCGAGCGAGACUCGCCAAACCGACAGGUCUCCAAAAUCCCCUCUUUUGCGAACCUGUCCGCGGCGAGCGGUAGCGACUCAUCCACUAGAGGUGGAUUGUCUCGCAAGCAAUCCGUUGUCGGCCAGCAGGGCAGCGGCGGCGGUCUCGUCAGCAAGAUGGGCAACGUCCGCGGCCGGACGCUCGUCGAGCUUUCGCAGGCGCGUGCGGGUGGCAGGGUUCUGAACAGCAACGAGAACCUGAAGCCCGCCCCGAUCUGGGACCCCGAGACUGUGGAUGAAAUGCCCAGUCCCUUCCUGAUCCGCAGCAAGCACAUGCCCAAGCCCAUUCCGGGACUGUGA